GAGGGAGUUUGUAGCUGCUGAAGUAAAGAUAACAACAAAUCCAGCGUUAAGCUCUUGAACUAGCUCACUGUACCAAAUUAUUAAGCGCAUUUCAUGUAAAUAAUAAGUCAGUUCCGUCACUGAAAUAGAGCUUCUUCUUUUUUCAACGUUCCAAGGUUGGUCUUAAUUGUUAACGUUAGCAAACGUAGCUAAAUGGAGCCGGAGCGGUCUGAGGGCAAAACGAUGCGGUCUGAGAAACACAGUGUCAACGACGGAUGGGUGUUUCUCACCCCCAUGGUCAACAGCUGCAAGUUGCACAAUACGACUGUCAAAUCACUAGUACCAGAGAGAGCCCAGAGGAUGACAGACUCUCAAGCUCUUAUAAAAGAAAAAAACAUGAACUCCAGCCAAACAAUGAAUCAUUCUAACCCAGAAACAAGGUUGCAUGCAUGCAACCAGAGAAGACUUGUCCAGACUCCUCCGGUGUCAUCAUUUGCCAGUGACUCUACAGAUUCCUCUGCACAUAAUCUUGUACCACUAGUGGGUGGUGCUCAAAGUGGUUUGGAUGCAGUUUCGUAUGCUCCACAAGAAGAUAGAGACAAAUCUGGAAGACCAACCCACAGUGCAGGGGCCACUUACUACCGUAACGCCUUAGACCUUCCCAAGCCAGCAGGUGGUUCUGGAGGACUUAAGUACAACACAGUCCUUGGUUUUCCCUUCACUCAGUUGCCUCAUGACAGUUUUGCAUCCAGUUUUCAACGAAUCGACUUGGACAGGCGCUAUCUUGAGGAAUGCCCCCAGCUGGGCGAUAUGGAUGAACUACAGCUUCUCAACCUUCAGCACAAUCUAAUCACAAUGAUCCAGCAUCUGUCACAUCUGCAACAGCUUGUUUUCCUGAACUUGUAUGACAAUCACAUCUCUGAAAUGACUGGUAUUGAAACCCUACGCUCUCUUAGGAUCCUUAUGCUGGGGAAGAACAGAAUCCGUAAGAUAUGCUGCCUGGAAAGUCUGUCCAAACUGAAUAUCCUGGAUUUGCAUGACAAUCAGAUCUCCAGGAUAGAAAACAUGUCUCACCUGAGCGAGCUGCGAGUGUUGAACCUGGCAGGAAACAACAUCUCCAGAGUGGAAAACCUGCAGGGCCUGGACUGUUUGACUGAACUCAACCUACGACACAAUUGCAUCUCUGUUGUGACUAAGGUGGACCGCCUGCCCUGCUUGCAGCGCCUCUUUCUCAGCUGUAACAACAUCACCAGUUUUGAUCAGCUAGCCUGCCUUGGAGAGUUGCGUUCCCUUUCUGAGCUCACCCUGGAUGGGAAUCCUGUAGCCCUGGAGACAUGGUACAAGCAGGCCGUCCUGCGCUGUGUGCUUCAUCUGAGACAGCUGGACAUGAAGCGCAUCACAGACGAGGAUCGGCGCAUGGCUGGUGUACAGGCUCGAAAAGAGGAGGAGAAGAAGAGGGAGAGUCACAAACAGACUAUUCAUAAG
Micropterus salmoides (largemouth bass) is the source of this 1464-nucleotide messenger RNA. Its product is annotated as leucine-rich repeat-containing protein 49-like. The transcript has 11 exons. The annotation marks the transcript as partial. Gene Ontology annotation, molecular function: protein binding. Lineage: Eukaryota; Metazoa; Chordata; Actinopteri; Centrarchiformes; Centrarchidae. The record is from RefSeq and is a predicted model, not a curated record.